UUAAAUAUUUAAAAUAAUAAUUUAGAGAAAAUAUUAAUUUAAUAUUUAUUUAACGUUUACUGAACAUUUAUAUUUCAUUACUCACUUAAGGGGGAAACCUCAUUUAUCGGGUCAAAAAAAUCGAUUUUUUGGAAAUAGUCUUAAUCGAUUGUUAAACUAUUCAAGAAUAUUCCCUGAAAAUUUCAAGUCGAUAUCUGCAGUAUUUACGAAGUUACGAAGUUAAAGCGGACGGGUCGGGUGACGAGUUCAGACAGGCCUAGGCGACCCUCGGGCGGUCGCGUUUAUACCUGCGUUCUCAAAAACCUUCAAAGCCAUCUUAGAUUUGAAUCCGUACGGCAAUGACUGUCCUGUAAAAAAAAGUGAAUGCGUUGGGCAUGUCGAGAAACGAAUGGGCACAAGACUUCGAAAUGUAAAAAAAGAUAAGAAGCUCGGAGGACGUGGAAUGUUGACCGAUGUACUGAUAAACAAAAUAACUCGAUACUACGGAUUAGCCAUACGUCGAAAUACUGAUUCGGUCCAGGGCAUGAAAAAAGCCAUUCAAGCAACACUCGAUCAUCUAACAUCCACCGACGAGACACCGAAACACGGAAAUUGUCCGGCUGGAGAUGAUAGCUGGUGUAAAUGGCGCAAGGCUGAGGCAGCAGGUUGUGCAGCGUCAUUUAAACAUCCCCCUCCUCUUCACCCAAAUGUUGAGAAACAUUUGCAACCAAUCUUCGACGAUCUUUCGAAUGACAAUCUUUUGGAAAGGUGUUUAGGCGGUUACACACACAAUACAAAUGAAUGUUUUAAUUCGACCGUUUGGCGUUUAUCGCCUAAACACAUUCACAGUGGAGCAAAAAUCGUCUGCAUUGCUGCGUAUAUUGCUGCAUCAAUAUUUAACGAAGGCUACAAUGCAGUAUUGAUGAUUAUGAACAAAUUGGACAUAGAAAUUGGGAUACAGGCACAAAAUUUUGCCAUAGCGAAGGACGAGAAACGAAUAACCACACAGAACCGCCGAAGCUAUAACAGCUCAAAAGAGGCAAGAACGGCUCAUAGGAUGGAGAUGAUGGCACAAAACGAGUUCUACGAGGAAGCGGAGGGGCUACUUUAUGCACCUGGAAUCGCUGAUUAGCCUGAGACUGCCAUCAAAAUUAAGGACGCUACAGUGUACACAGCGGAGACACACUAUAAGCGAAGCAAUAUUAUUAUGGCGUCCGUUUAUGUAGUAAACAUCUUUUUUUUUUUAUGAAAAAAUUCCUGUGUACUCUUUGAUUGUGUACUAAAUUGUCAUAAAAAUUUCAAAACGUUUCAGUUUAUUACACCCAA
This is a messenger RNA of Solenopsis invicta (red fire ant), 1305 nucleotides long. RefSeq lists its product as uncharacterized. The record is from RefSeq and is a predicted model, not a curated record. The coding region runs from base 389 to 1111 and encodes 240 amino acids. NCBI's taxonomy places the organism in Eukaryota, Metazoa, Arthropoda, Insecta, Hymenoptera, Formicidae. The transcript is spliced from 2 exons.